UCCAUGCUGUGAGAGUACGGAAUUCACAAACCCCAACAACCAUACUCUCUCCAUCUCUCUCUUUAAAUGCAGCAGUUGGUGCAUCUCCCAAACUGUCCCCAAUUAACACAAGGAGCACCAGAGCAUAUACUCUUUAUUUCUUUAUCAAGCCAACAGUCAAUUCGAUCACUACUUUUCGCAUUUGGCGAUCGCCAUAUUCAUUCAUCGAUCCUAUGGCGGUGGUGAGUUCCGGGAGCGGAGGCGGCAUUUGGAAGAGGAACAUCGAAAGGCGGAGGAAGAUGGAGGACCGCCAAACGCACUCUCCAGGCGCCGGCGCCGGAACCGACGCCAGCAGAAAGACGGAAACGCAGCCGCGAGCGCUGAAGCAGAAGGAGAAAGAGAAGCGGUGGGCGCUGCUGACGUUCGCAGAGCUGCCGGAGUACUUGAAGGACAACGAGUUCAUUCUGAGUCACUACCGAGCCGAUUGGCCACUCAGGGAUGCCUUCUUCAGCAUCUUCCGCUGGCACAACGAGACGCUCAACAUUUGGACGCAUUUGAUCGGGUUCGUUCUAUUUGUGGGAUUAACUAUUGCAAAUUUGAAGCAAGUGCCGGUUGUGGAUAUCUUCAGCAUUUUCUCCUGGUCAUUUUCGAUAGAUACUGACAAAAAUGUUUCCAAUAAGUCGAAGAAUUUCUUUUCAGACACGACUAAGCUCGUCGAUCUGAAACAGCCACCGCCGUACGAGCAGGUGACAGGGCCGCCGUCGACCCCCGCCGCGGCGCGGUGGCCGUUCUUCGUCUACCUAUGCGGCGCCAUGUUUUGCCUCCUCUCGAGCUGCAUAUGCCACGUUUUCUCCUGCCACUCUCACCACAUGAACAUCCUCCUCCUCCGAAUCGACUACGUCGGCAUCGCCGUCAUGAUCGUCACCUCCUUCUUCCCGCCGAUCUUCUACAUCUUCCAAUGCGAGCCGCACUGGCAGCUCCUCUACCUUGCCGCCGUCACCGGAUUCGGGAUCUUCGCCGUCGCGACCCUCUUCUCGCCAGCGCGCUCCACGGCAGAGCACCGCUCGUUCCGGGCGCUGCUCUUCCUCGCGAUGGGGGCGUCCGCCGUCAUUCCAGCGAUCCACGCCGUCGCCGUCAACUGGCGCGAGCCACAGUGCCUGCCGACGCUGGGAUUGGAGGGAGCCAUGGCUCUGUCGUACGUGGCGGGAACGGUUUUCUACGUGAGCAGGGUCCCGGAGCGGUUCAGCCCCGGUCGGUUCGAUUUGACGGGUCAUAGCCACCAGAUCUUUCACGUUUUUGUGAUCGCGGGAGCGUUGGCGCAUUACGCCGCCGUGCUCACGUUUGUUGAGUGGCGCGACGCCGUGGGGUGCGGCGGCCUUGCCGCAAAAUAAAUAAAUAAGUAAAUAAUUGAUUUAUUUAAUAUGCCGAAUUGUCGCUUAUGCCCUUAGAAGUUGGGGGGUGCUUGUUUCGUUUUGGCAGGAGAUUAUUGGUUUGUUGACUGUUGGUUUUGUAGGCCUUGGUUCACGUUAGCCGCAUGAGUAGUGAUCUAAGAUCCUCCACCAAUGGUGAUUUAAAUCAUUCGGCUUGGCACGUGGCAAUGUGUGAAUUGAAAUAAAAAUUUCGAUCCAAAUAAAAAUGAUAAAAGAUAACUUUAUCGGUUGAAUAUGUAAUAGUGUGAUAAAUAUACAUUUUUCACUUUUAUUUUUUGUAAUAAAAUGUCUUAUCAACUUGUGAUGUAAAUAAUUAAAUAUGACCGUUUUUUUUUUCCAA
Malania oleifera is the source of this 1749-nucleotide messenger RNA. RefSeq names its product heptahelical transmembrane protein 1. The transcript is spliced from 4 exons. Gene Ontology annotation, molecular function: signaling receptor activity. The coding region runs from base 213 to 1370 and encodes 385 amino acids. NCBI's taxonomy places the organism in Eukaryota, Viridiplantae, Streptophyta, Magnoliopsida, Santalales, Ximeniaceae. Gene Ontology annotation, cellular component: membrane. The record is from RefSeq and is a predicted model, not a curated record. Gene Ontology annotation, biological process: response to hormone.